AUGACUUGUUUUAACUUGUUACCAUUAGAGUUGUUCAAGUGUCGUUCAUUAAAAGUGUUACUCCUUCGUCAGAACCUAUUUGAUGGCGAGGUUAAUCAAGGAUUGAAUUCUUCGUUAUUUAUCCAACUCAUCAACCUCAAUUUCCUUGACCUUCAAUCGAAUAGUUUCAAAGGUGUAUGGAAUUUCGAGACUUUGUUAUCAAGCCUACCAAACCUUACAGGACUCGAUCUCUCCUAUAGUGGCUUAACUGUUCUCAGCGACAAUUCUACUGCCUAUGUCAACCCUAAUUUUUGGUUCUUAAAUUUGGCAUCUUGCAACCUAAAUGCGUUUCCAAAGUCCUUACGAGCUAUGAAAAAUCUUCAAUAUUUAUUAUUAUAUGGCAACAACAUACAGGGUCGCAUCCCCGAUUUGGCUGGAGAGAUAGGAGGAAAUCGGUUGAUUGCUGCGGAUCUCUCAAAUAACUCCAUAACAGGCUUGCCACAGUUUCAAUGGGAUGGAAUAACUCAACUAUCUUUCCAGUCCAACAUGAUUCAAGGACCAUUCCCUCCAUCGAUUUGCAACAUGAGCAAUCUACAAUAUCUCGAUCUAUCCAAUAAUAGUUUUAAUGGAGUGAUUCCACAAUGCAUUGGAAACAUCAGUUCUCUUGGGAUGCUACAUUUAGGGGCCAAUCUUUUUAAUGGCACCAUUCCAAAUGCAUGCACAGAUUAUGGACAGUUGACGUGGUUCAUUUUGAAUAAAAAUCAAUUUGAAGGAGAGGUUCCCACUUCUUUGUCCAAAUGUAGAAAUCUGCAAAUACUUGAUUUGGGAAACAACCAUUUGUAUGGCACAUUCCCUAGCUGGUUAUCAGAUCUUCCAGGGCUGCAGGACAUCUCCCAACGACUUGAAGUUACUGAUGGUGAUGGAGAUGAAGAUGAAGAUGAGAGUGGGUUUACAUGGAAAGUGGUGAUGUUGGGAUAUGGAUGUGGCGCCCUACCUGGAUUGGUGAUAGCAUAUGUCAUGUUGCCAACUGGUAAACCAAAGUGGUUAAAUGCAAUAUUCGAUGCAACAGAGCAUAUGAUUCAGACAAGAAAAAACAAAAGAAAAAGAAGAUACAUGUUUAUCGGGAAAUGA
Messenger RNA from Lactuca saligna, 1110 nucleotides. The record is from the annotation of a GenBank genome assembly. NCBI's taxonomy places the organism in Eukaryota, Viridiplantae, Streptophyta, Magnoliopsida, Asterales, Asteraceae.